Molecule: messenger RNA, 4745 nt
Organism: Harmonia axyridis
Lineage: Eukaryota; Metazoa; Arthropoda; Insecta; Coleoptera; Coccinellidae
Gene: Iml1
Product: GATOR complex protein Iml1
Exons: 24
Coding region: 152-4612 (1486 amino acids)
Biological process (GO): negative regulation of TORC1 signaling; positive regulation of autophagy; intracellular signal transduction
Cellular component (GO): GATOR1 complex; lysosomal membrane
Molecular function (GO): GTPase activator activity
Source: RefSeq, a predicted model, not a curated record
UCUAUUUUUUUAAUCGGGAAAGAUGACUAAAUUCUGAAGAUAAACAAAUAAAACUUAUGAUAUAUUUGGAAGUACACUCGAAUUAACAAAUUUAUGCUGUUAUGAUAUUUAAAAAUAUUUGCUACAAUAUCUUACCGAUAAAAACUCCAUAAUGAAAUCGUUUAGAUUAUUUGUUCACCAGAAAAAUUUCAGUGAGGAAGAUUUGAUCAUAAAUCCAAAAGAUCUUCCUGAAGCUAAAAAAGGAGAUAUCGUUGAAAUAUAUCAUACACCUCCUGAGAGUGAUAAAACCAAAGAUAAUGAAGAAGAGAAUCCCAGACUUCUUUUACAAAUUAAAACUUUAUCAGAAGAAAUAUUACCAACAAAAGGGGUUGCAAAAGAUACUUUGAGUGUGGAGCAGAGUAUAGCAACAACUUUUGGAUUGAAGAUUUAUAAAACUGUUUCUGUAAGAAUUGUGAAUCCAGCAGAUGUAGCAUUAGAAUCUAUAGAAUUGACCUUUAAAGAUCAGUAUAUGGGAAGAUCAGAGAUGUGGAGAUUGAAAAGUUAUUUAAAAGAUACUUGUAUGUAUAUGAAUAAAAAAUUGGAAUUUUGUGGUGGUGCAAUUCGUUGCCAAGUAUAUGAAAUGUGGGCACAAGGUGAAAGAGUAGCUUGUGGCAUCCUAACUGAAGAUACCAAAAUAGUUUUUCGAUCAUCAACUUCAAUGGUAUACCUAUUCUUACAAAUGUCAUCAGAAAUGUGGGAUUUUGAUAUAUAUGGUGAUCUUUAUUAUGAAAAGGCUGUGCAUGGAUUUCUAGCAGAUUUAUUUGCCAAAUGGAAAAAACAUGGUAGUAAUCAUGAAGUAACCAUUGUUUUAUUUUCAAGAACAUUUUAUGAAGCUUCAAGUUUAGAAGAAUUUCCUCAUCAUAUGAGAGAAUGUCUACAGAAAGACUACAAAGGUCGAUUUUAUGAAGAUUUUUAUCGGGUUGCUGUACAAAAUGAGAGAUACGAUGACUGGUGUGGGAUUUUAGUUCAGCUUAGGAAAAUAUUCUCUGAAUAUUUGAAGAUUGUCUUAGAAUAUCACUCCAGACCUAAUGUAUCUAUUCCUACAGCUACGAAUAGCACCGCAGCUCAGGGAAAUUUUUUGGAAGUUCUCAAUAUGUCUCUCAAUGUGUUCGAAAAACAUUAUCUUGAUAGAAGUUUCGACAGAACUGGCCAACUAAGCGUUGUUGUAACACCAGGUGUAGGAGUAUUUGAAGUAGAUAGAGAACUCACAAAUAUAACCAAGCAAAGAAUAAUUGAUAACGGAGUAGGAAGUGAUCUUGUCUGUGUCGGGGAACAACCUCUACAUGCAGUUCCUUUAUUGAAAUUUCACAAUAAGGACGCACACAAAAAUGUACCUGAUGACUAUUCAAUGCCUCAUUGGAUAAAUCUCUCUUUCUAUUCGUCAAAUAAAAAAAUUCCACAUUCAAAUUUUGUGCCUCGAAUCAAACUACCGCCAAUCACAAAAACUAAGAAAAAAGCAGAGCCGGAAGAUGAAUAUAUUCAUAAAUCCUUCUUCGAUUAUGAUGCCUACGAUGCGCAGAUAUUUCAACAACCACCCGUUCAUUCUAUUGAAAUAAAUACUAUUCAAAGUAAACUGAGCUAUCGCUAUAAACGAAGUUCUGGAAGCUUGUUAAACGAUGAAGAGGCCGCUAAAUUCAAACGUAAAUUAUCCGAUCCUGAUAUUCAGCAAAAAGUUGACUCUAUCAACAGAUCUGAACCUAUUGCAAUACCUCCAGCCCUCACUAGUCCAGUGAUUUCUCCACCAACUGAAGUGGAUGAAAAGAAGGAGGUGUCGCCACCUGUUCGUAUGGUUGUAGGAUCUGAAGGAUCCCCUCCCCUUGAAUCUAAAGCUCUAAUCAAUCCUUUCGAUCCUACACAUGUUACGAUAAAACUCACCUCAAACCGUAGAAGAUGGACUCAUAUAUUUCCAAAAGGGCCUACUGGUGUUUUGAUACAGCAACAUCAUUAUCAAGCUGUCCCUGCUCAGAAACAAGAGGAUAAAACAAAAAUUUCCAGUGAAAAUUCAUCUUUCUGCAUGAUGGAUGUUUUGAAUGAGUAUUUCAAAAAGAAACCUAAUACUUCUACUCCAGGAAUUAACACAUCAGGACCAUCAAAAAAUCCAAGCAAAAGUUUGACUUAUCUUUGGGGAGCCACAGGGGAACAAGAAUGGACUCCUGCAUUAACAACAGUCAAUGAAGUGCUCAUAGGCGUGGAUUGGAAAUCCCUGACCAUCCCAGCUUGUUUACCAAUAACAACAGAUUAUUUUCCUGACGAACGAGCAUUGAACAUCGAUUAUGUUGUUUCACUAUACAGUUUAGUACCGGAUAGUGUAUCUGCUGAUUUUGCCCAACAAAGGCCAACAUAUCGAAAGCUCUUAACAACCGAAGAAGUAUUCAGGGAGUUGAUUUCCCAAAGAUUGGCGCAAGGGUUUCAGCUGAUAGUAAUGGAAAACAAUGAGAAAACUAACAGUUCAUUCACUUCCAAACAGAGUGUUGUUAGAGCCACAACUCCAGAAAAUGAUAAUUCUUACUUUUUAUCUAUUGGUAGACUGUUUCAUAAAAUAUAUUUAUCCGGGAAUGCCAUUUUCGUUACGAGAUAUAGACCCAGGCACCCUUAUCCUGGAUUUAAAUAUCAAUACAGGUAUAGAUUUCACGCACCACAUCAUGAUAAGUAUGAAGAAUCGUAUGCUUUAUUUACAACUGAGAAAUUGGAACACUACAAUUGGAACUAUCUGGAUCAUUACAUUUGUACAGGGGGAGAUUCAGAAUUUGUUCUAGUUGAAGCGUUAAAAUACUGGAGAUUCAGAGUUUAUCUCGUACCAGCAAACAAUCCUGCAACAAAAAAAAUCAUUGAAGGCCAUCCUCAUUUCAAUAUUUACACUUUGCCAACAAGUACCGAUUAUCAAAAUAUGGUGGAAGGUUUCUCCAAGUUCCUUGAAACGGCUAUAAACAAAAUAAAGAGAACUCAAGUGUGCAAAAAACCAAGGAUGUCUUUGAACAUAACAAACAACGCACCUCUUCUCCAGCCAAGACGCAAUAGUAUGAGCAAUUUUUUACAGAAUAUGAACAGCUCUCCAUUCCGUGAAAGGAUGGACAGUAAUAGGAUGCCUGAUAGACCUCGGCUCAGAUCUGGAUCUAAGGUAGAUCGCAGCAGAACAUCUACAAUGACCCAAGAAUCGUGCAGCUCAGAAGCACAAGGUGUUGACGUCUUCUCAGAAGAAAGUUCGUCAGUGCCUGGUCCAGUUCUGAAAACAUCUGCUUCAAAUUCAGAAAUUAUAGAAGCCAUGAAACACCCGUUGAAUGGAGUAUCUUUCAUUAAUAUGCAGCAAAAUUUGCCAUGCUACACUUUUGUUGCGGCUGAAGCUGUGACUUGGCUUAUUACACACAUGGAGGGUUCUUUAAAUGUCGAAAAGGCUGUUCAAAUCAUGGAGGGACUUCACAGCGAAAAUCUUAUAUGUCAUGCGUCAGGAAACAGAGGAAAAUUGUUCCAGUAUGGAUUCUAUUUAUUCUAUAUUUGUGGAGCUAUCGAUAAAGAUGAUAAAGAUGCGUUCCAUCCAAACGGAGACCUUUCAACCUUUGAGAAUGAAUGGCUGGAAGUGGAAAUAAAGUCAUCUUUGCAUUGGGGUAUACAACAGACACCAUCAAACUUGAGCCCAGCAACCUACACCACUGGUGAAUAUGCUGUGCCCCACUUCUUGUGUGAAGACAUCAAUGUCGACUAUGCUGAGGAAGAUAUAAAAGGUCCACUGUUCAAGAGGAUUAGGUUAGAAACUGAUGUGUCAAAUAAAAGUGACAGGGUUGAAUGGGGACACGUCAAAUAUCAAACUGUCUUCAGGCCCGAUCAAGCAUAUGAAUUCAUAAUAGAAUGGUUAACAUCUUCAGGUUCUAUCAUAGCUGAACUUUUGAACAGCUGGAAUCGAAAAGCUCAAAGUUGUGGAUUGCAAAUGAUACCAAUCCCUCAUGAUCCUUUGGCUCUCCCUUAUUCAGACAAAUCUGAUCCCUUGAGGGGACCUAUAUAUAUUCCAUUAAAUGCAAAUUGUCUCCAGAAAGAUGAUCAACUAUUCAAAGACUUUCCUGAGGACACAGCUGCAGAACGACUCUUCCUUUUCCAAGAAGCUAUUGUGCAACGGUUCGGUUUCUUAAAUUGCCACUCCGAAACCUCAAAUUCUAGCAGUUCAUCAUCGAGGGAACACCAAUAUGUACAUUGCACAGGAGCUGUUUUUGUCUUGUUCUCGUGUACCACGACAAGGUCCAGAAGUAGGGUCACUUCAAUGAGUAAAGGUAGAGCCACUGGUAGAUACUCCGUGCACGCAGAUAUUGUGCCUAGUCCUCAUGAGGCCUACAUUACGAGACAUGUGAGCGGAAAGAAUAAAGACGACUAUGAUAACUCUAGAAAAUUGGGAUACUUGUGGUCUUGGAAUCAUAUGGUCAGCAAGAGAUGGCGCUCAAACCAGGCCGUUGAUAAUAAUUAUCUUACAAGGAUGUUGAAGGAUUUCAGAGAAUUCUGCGCAAAUGUGGAUAACAGGUUACAGGAAUUUUUAGAUGAAUGCUGGGAAGUGAAAGUGGCUGCCUCCGCGAAAAAUAUUACUUUGUGAAUUUGUUCAAUAAUUAUUCGUCUUGAUUUUAAACUGGUAUACAUACAUUCGAUAGUCUUGUGAUAAUUGAUAGAGAUUAAAGUUUUAUAUUAAACUCUUUUAUGUCUACAUAAUAAAAAGUAUUUUUUAUGUC